Molecule: messenger RNA, 4317 nt
Organism: Populus euphratica (Euphrates poplar)
Lineage: Eukaryota; Viridiplantae; Streptophyta; Magnoliopsida; Malpighiales; Salicaceae
Product: receptor-like serine/threonine-protein kinase NCRK
Biological process (GO): protein phosphorylation
Molecular function (GO): protein kinase activity; ATP binding
Source: RefSeq, a predicted model, not a curated record
AGUUGGCUGAGGGAGGUAUCUCUGGGUUGCCUCCCCUUUUAAUGAUUGGUUUACCUGCCUUCAUUUCUAUGGACACUUCUGCAUUUAAGGGCUAUCUAUUCUCGCGUUUCACCAUCUUGCUAGAUGUUACUCUUAAAACUGUAGAUGACUGACUGAUAAUUUCCGUGGAGCAUGUAUCACUAAAUUGUGUCGUUAGUACCAUAAUUAAGCACAAUAAUCUAGCAUAGUGUUUCUAUUUCUUGCUUCAAUAAUUUGCCUAGUGUGUUGAAAAUCAUUGGAAGCAAAGUGUUUGUUGGCCAACCAUGAAUUUACCAAUUUCUAACUACCAGUUUCUAGAACUGUUGGUGCCAGUACGCAAUAUUACAUUGAGAACCCAGUGUCUUUAUUGAUGUUCAGAUCAUCUUGAAAUGUGUGAAUUUGUAGGGAUAAUUCGGUAUAAAGCAUGCAAUUUUUCCAUAGGUUUUAAGUUCUUUUCCUCAUUUUAUAGAAGUUCUAAUCACUCUCGUAUAUCCUUCCUGGAGUUUUAUAUUUCAUGUUUUGAGUUAUCAACUUCAAUCAUAUGUACUCUUAAGCUUUUUCUAUCAUAUGCUUGGUGCAGAUUGGAUUCCUUAUGAUUGACGAAGUUGGAUGAGCAAAUGAAGGUUUCUGUUUUCCACUACGAGUCUCUUUUUUUGAAUACUAGUCGGUCUUUUAGGCUCCAACCAGCACAACACACACACAGCACUGGAUGAUGUAAUCUUAUAUAUUGUUCCUUUACAAAUCCUGAAAGAUUGUUUCUUUCAAACUAUUUUAGUCCUAUUGCAGUUGUAGGAAGAAUAAUUUCCUGCGACAUUUGCAGACUCAAUGUCAGAUGCCUUGCAAGUCCCUAGAUACUAAACUUUGUGAUGUGGUGAUGCUUUUGUCUUUUAGCUUGUUCUAUCUUUUCUUUCCAGCGAGUAUUUACCAGAUUUAGAUUUGUUUUGUUAGGCCAAUAGAUAUUGGUAUUGCCAAGCUAACUGUUAUGUUUGAGUAGAUGAAGCUUCAGCUGAAAGUUGCUCUUGCUUUUCUCAUUGGCUUAAUCUGGAUCCAGCAGGGUUUUUCUGAUGAACUUUCAGCUAAAUCAGGCAUCAACAAUUGGACAUUUACAUGUUCAGCAUCAUAUCAAGGAAAUCAGAGCUAUAUUAAAUCUAAUUGUUCUUCAUCCUGUGAUUGCAGUCCGGAUGGUGGACAAAGUGGAGGCAUGCGGACAUGUACAUGUUCUUCCGAUGGGUUACCAAAAGUUGCCACUGGCAUUCAAGAUACUACCUGUUUUACAGCCUGCAACUGCACUUCUGGUUCUCUUACUGAUGUUCAAGAUACAAGAAAACAUUUUUCCAGCAAGAUAGUUGUGGUCAUCCUACUAUUAUGUGUCAUAGUCACAACUCUUGCAUUUCUUGCUUCAAUAACAUGCUAUCUCUACUGAAAGGACAAGUGCUUAUCCUUGUCAGACAGGGAAAGGAGUUGCCAUAGUGCUACUAACUUAAUUAGUCACAGAGCAUCUUCAAUGUCUGAAACUAAAAUCAGGGUUGAUUCUCCCAUUAAUCCUAUAUCAGGGUAUUUUCGCAAGGCUUCUCUCUUGUGUAGGAGCAAAACGGAGAUUAUACAUGGAAAUUUAAUCCUUUUCACGUACUCUGAGUUGGAAUAUGCAACCAAUAAGUUCUCCUAUUCUAAUCUAAUUGGACUUGGAGGAAGUAGUUAUGUAUACCGUGGUCAGCUCAAGGACGGUAGGACUGUGGCAGUUAAGCGGCUGAAAGCUCAAGGUGGUCCUGCUGCAGAUUCCCUUUUUUUCAAACAGGUUGAGCUGUUAGCAGAGCUCCAUCACUGUCAUGUUGUGCCUUUGCUUGGCUACUGCUCGGAGUUCCAAGGGAAGUUUUCUGAGAGGUUGCUGGUAUUUGAACACAUGCCUAAUGGUAACCUGAGGGACUGUCUGGAUGGGGUUUUAGGGGAAAAAAUGAACUGGCAAACUCGUGUUACUAUUGCAAUAGGAGCUGCAAGGGGUUUAGAAUAUCUUCAUGAAUCAGCUGCUCCAAGAAUUUUGCACAGAGAUGUCAAAUCAACCAAUAUUCUUAUGGAUGACAACUGGAGGGCAAAAAUUACUGAUCUUGGUAUGGCUAAACGUUUAAGAGGUGAUGGAGUUCCCAGCAGUCCCAGUUCUCCAGCAAGAAUGCAGGGCACAUUUGGCUAUUUCGCACCAGAAUAUGCAAUGAUUGGAAGAGCCUCUCUUAUAUCAGAUGUUUUCAGUUUUGGGGUAGUUCUUCUUGAACUUAUCACUGGUCGGCAUCCAAUCCAUAAAUCAACCAACGAAGGAGAAGAAAGCCUUGUCUUUUGGGUAAAAAGAAUCUUGAUUUUUGGGCUAGUAUUACUAGAGUUGCCUGAUCCACGAUUGAGAGGGAAUUUCCCAGAAGAAGAGUUGCAAAUAAUGGCUUACCUGACAAAGGAGUGCCUGCUGUUGGGUCCUGAUGCUCGACCAAGCAUGGGUGAGGUGGUACAAAUCCUCUCAACUAUAGCACCAGAAAAAUCCAAUAGGAGAAACAUUCCUGUGAAUCUUUUUCAGAUGACUUCAAUCCAGAGAAUGAAAACUGAGCUGUUCAAAGAAAAACCCUGCAGUCGAGCUGAAGGUCUUGUUGAUGCAGAGGAAGUACUGAAGCCAGACAGGUCAAUUCAACAGUCAGCUUUAGAUGUAGAACACGACCUUUUUGUUGGAAGCAACAAUGUAGGGGCAGAUAAUAAUUCAAUCAAGUAUAUGGAGAGGUUAAUACUUUUGACUUCAAAAGCUCAGAGUUUGCGUUCCUCGGAUGAUGAGGCCGUGGACUUAACUGAGCCUCGGCUAGAAUCAUUCUGCAUGGCUAAUGUUAAAUCUCCAUGAAAAAGCUGCUCCCUAUGAAGGCAAAAAACAUUUUUUUCAGGCACUUUGCAGUUUGGCGGUACAACUUUUGGUUUCUUACAUUGAGAAGCAUGCAACUUUUUGGUCAUUUCUUUAUUGAUUUGUAUAGAAUUGAUCAUGUACAGAAAAAAUUAUAGAAAACUUGGUAAUAUGAUAUGGCUUCACGGUUCAUCUUACAAAGAAGUUGAUUUAGUUUUUUGUAUGAGGAACAGUGCUCAGGUACAUAUGUGAUAUGUCAAAUUCAUUUGCUGUGAAAUGCUUUAAAUAGGAAAAAAAAAACCAAGAAAGAAAAACAUAGUGUGGCAAAUUCUGAUAGAAAGCAAGCUUUCAAGUUAGGGCUUGCCAAGAUGUCAAGCUCAAGUUUGAGCUCUCAUGAUUCUGAUUAAAAACGUUUCUUUUUAAUCAAGUACAACAACUUCGUAGAUAGAUUUGAGAAAUAGGAGUGGUCAUGCUUCACUUUUUUUUUGAACCAAAUAAAAAAUCUUUCUUCGGUGGGCUAUAGGUGACAAAAUAAUUUCUAUCACAAGAUCUUUAAAAAUCUUUAGCUUUUAUCCAAUUGAAUUUCUUGAGUUUGGAAGUUAAAUUGUCGGCACCCUUCAUGACUGCGAUUUUUUUUUUUCUUGAAUCAAAUUCAAUAUCAAAUAUUAUAUUGCCAUUGGAAGCAACUUGGUUCUGUAAUGUGUUUUUUGGUGUAUGUAUAUUCUGGUAAGUCAAGUAUCAGUAGAUGUCCAUGUGCAGUGGUAGCCAUGUUGAGCACUUGACUUGUUCUGUGUAAUAAUUAGUUGGGUCGUCCAUUUUUGCAAUUCUAUUGCCUAACUUUGAAUGGUAGUUGAAGGUGUGACCUGAAGAAAGGAUGUUGCAUAAUGUUCUGCCAAUUAAUAUCUACCAUCUAACUUCCACAAAGAGAGGAUACCAGUUAAUACUUCAGUAGUUGAGGUAUUGUCCGUCGUCUUAACUCACCAAUGGAUCCUCCUCCUCCACCACCACCAUCUACUGUUCCACUGCUUGGUCCACCACACAAUGAAGGAGGAUGCUUGGAUUCAUGUUUAUGGUUUCUGUGCUGCUGUGGCCUAUUCUCAUGCUGCUGCCCUCCACUGUUUGAGCCUGUGCCACCUCCCCCCUGAAGCUGCAUUUCUUUAGUUAUAUUUGGUUCGUGAGAAGAAACUAGAAAACAUAGUUCAUUGACAGUUUAUCUUUUGAUUUUUGACCCAAAACUGUUGUGAUAACAAGAUUUUCUUUUGUAUCGCUUUUUUUGUUUUUGUUUUAUGUGAUUCUCUGACUCUGUUCAGCUGAUGAAUGUUGAGUUGCAACUCUGCCUGUAACAUAGCUUCUCCAAUUUGUGCUUGUUCAGAGUUUGUGGGAAUAAUAUUUAUAGAGUUAGUUAUAACUUAGUCCAUAUAAUCUAUGGAGACUAA